AGGGUCCGCACGCUCACCGGCAAGGAGAUCGAGCUCGACGUCGAGGGUGGCGAUCAGGUCUCCAAAAUCAAGGAGCUCGUCGAGGAGAAGGAGGGCAUCCCGCCCGCUCAGCAACGUCUCAUCCACGGCGGCAAGCAGAUGGUCGACGAUAAGACGGCGGAUGACUACGCGCUCGUGGGCGGGGCCACGCUGCAUUUGGUUCUGGCGCUUAGGGGCGGGCUAUGA
Molecule: messenger RNA, 225 nt
Organism: Chaetomium fimeti
Lineage: Eukaryota; Fungi; Ascomycota; Sordariomycetes; Sordariales; Chaetomiaceae
Product: ubiquitin-related domain-containing protein
Exons: 3
Biological process (GO): modification-dependent protein catabolic process; protein neddylation; regulation of proteolysis
Cellular component (GO): nucleus; cytoplasm
Molecular function (GO): protein tag activity; ubiquitin protein ligase binding
Source: RefSeq, a predicted model, not a curated record